ACAUCACCAGUCACGCCUUUGGGUGAAACGUCACUCUUUGAAAAGACCCCUCCCCCCUGUAGUGGGUAGGAUUCAUUAGUUUUGGUUGAUAAAGAACAUUAUUGUCUUCAUCAAAUUUUCAACAUUAUGAGAUUUUUUUUUUAAUUUUCUAUUGGUCAUUAGUAAAUUUAUAAAAUUAAUAAACUGAAAUAAAGUUGUCUUUUGGUCAUAAUCAUCUGACCAACUGGGAAGCAACCUGUGACACAAGUGAGAAACUCCUCACCCCACCUGUUCUACCAGCUCCACCCGGAACCCAGGUUGCCUCAGUUUUGACGCAGCAGUGAUUCAUGUGGACUGGCAUUUCAAACUUGCCAUCUUUGUGUGUGUGAGCUUACUUGAACGGGGAGCUGCGUGAUAGUCCACAUAUAUCCAGGUCUCCAGAGUCCCCUCCUCCUUCAACCCAGCACAAAAUGGCCUCUGCCUGGACUGAGGAGGAGACCUUCAUCUGCUCAGUGUGCCUGGAGACCCUGAAGGACCCGGCCACUCUGCCUUGUGGGCACUCGUACUGCUUGGCUUGUAUCCAGAGCCACUGGGACAAGGGAGACAGCAAGGGUCAGUACAGCUGCCCCCAGUGUAGGCAGGUCUUCAACCCUCGGCCCUCGAUGGCCAAGAGCACCGUCCUCGUGGAGGCUAUGGAAAAACUGAGAACCAACAGCCUCAGGCAAAGCUCCUCUACCGCUGCCUCCUCAGCUCCACCGUCAAUGCCCGUCUACCUGGAGGUCCUGCCAGAUGUGGUGGCGCGUCAGGGCAGCGUGUAUCCUCAGCUCCCCACGGUGGACCCCAGACUCUGCCCUCGACACAACCGACCCCUGGACCUGUUCUGCCAGGAGUACCAGGAGUGUGUGUGUGAGGUGUGUUGCCAGCAUGGACACGGGGGACAUCGUGUGUUCAAGCCACAGGAUGAGAGGAAGGAAAGACAGAAAGAGCUUGUUCAGAUGCAGGCAGAGGUACAGAGCAGAAUUCAGGAAACCGAGAAGAAGCUUAAUGAGCUCCCACAUGUUGCUCGCCAACACAAGGCCUUGGUCCAGGCUCUAGAGCAAGAGAGCACCGACCUAUUCGCAGACCUAGUCAAGACCGCGAGUCUAACGGGCACGCAGGUUGGCGAUCUCCUCGUCGGCCACGAGACGUCCGUCGGCAGCCAGGUUGAGGGGCAGAUGCACAGACUGGAGCAGGAGGUGGCACAGCUCCGCUGGAAGAGUGAGGAGCUGAGCGGGCUGGCUGACAUGCAGGACCACGCCUGCUUCUUGAAGAAUUUCCUAAUCCUCGAGCCACUGCGUCAGACGGGGGCCACGGGAGAGUCGGUGCUGGGUCACGUGGAAGCGAUGGUGGCCUCCGUCCGCUCGGCCAUGAAAGAACUGCAAACGUCAAUACAGGACGCCUGCAAAGCCAGCCUGGCCGAGAUCGUCACAUUAGUGAAUCACGGCCCAGUGGCUUCAACGCCCGCUGGUGCAGUAGCAGGCGCUACAACAGCAGAUAACCGGGACCCGGCCGGUGCACAAAACACAGUGUAUGAAACGAUGACAGACCCUCCACCUCUGCCAUCUCCACGACCUCAAAGGUCUUUGCUCAAAUAUUCAGAUUUACAUCAUGCAAGUCCUCAAGCAUCAGCACCCCCUCCACCCUUUCCUCCACCUCCUCAACCUCACGCACCUCCUGCAACAGUGGAACUGAAUCCAGAACCAAAGUCUCGAGAAGAAAUGCUGAAAUUUCGCUUUGAACCCACCAUGGACCCCAACACGGCCUAUCGCCGCAUCCAGCUGUCAAACGGAGGUCAUAAGGCCACGAUGCGGGCGGAAAACCUGAACCCACCAGACCAUCCUGAACGCUUCGACUUCUGGAGACAGGUCCUCUGCACAGAGGCCCUGGCUGGAAGCCCCUACUACUGGGAGGUGGAGUGGGCCGGACAGAAGGUCACCGUUGGCGUGGCCUACAGGGAAAUGGAACGUAAAAGUUCUGAGGACAAAAGCCGUUUUGGCCACAAUCCUCAGUCGUGGAGCUUGUACUGGUCCGGGACCGGCUUCUCAUUCUGGCACGACGGACAGGAAAAACUCCUCGGCUCGCCCAAGGCCAAACGGAUCGGCGUGUAUCUGGACCAACAUGCGGGGAUCCUGGCCUUUUACCGCAUCGCCAACGACCAGGCUGACCUCAUCCACCGUUACCAGACGCAGUUCACUGGACCGCUGUACCCAGGGUUCAGAUUCUGGGCAGGAGUCGGGGCCAAAGUGACCGUCUGCCGGUUGGAUUAAGUUGUAUAUGAAUGAUGGGCUGGUGUUUUUUGAUUUUGAUAUAAUCUGCUUGUUGACAGUAUGUGACACCUUCUAAUGUGGAAGUAAAUGUCUUCUUGCUCUGAA
Scophthalmus maximus (turbot) is the source of this 2390-nucleotide messenger RNA. It is a transcript of the gene ftr86, whose product is annotated as finTRIM family, member 86. The transcript is spliced from 11 exons. The record is from RefSeq and is a predicted model, not a curated record. NCBI's taxonomy places the organism in Eukaryota, Metazoa, Chordata, Actinopteri, Pleuronectiformes, Scophthalmidae. Gene Ontology annotation, molecular function: protein binding; zinc ion binding. The coding region runs from base 450 to 2285 and encodes 611 amino acids.